This is a messenger RNA of Mirounga angustirostris (Northern elephant seal), 602 nucleotides long. RefSeq names its product peptidyl-prolyl cis-trans isomerase B-like. The transcript is spliced from 2 exons. Gene Ontology annotation, biological process: protein peptidyl-prolyl isomerization; protein folding. The record is from RefSeq and is a predicted model, not a curated record. The coding region runs from base 1 to 504 and encodes 167 amino acids. Gene Ontology annotation, molecular function: peptidyl-prolyl cis-trans isomerase activity. Lineage: Eukaryota; Metazoa; Chordata; Mammalia; Carnivora; Phocidae.
AUGAAGAGUGCACUCUUCAUACAAUUGAAAUAUGUCAUCGGUCUCUUUGGAAAGACUGUUCCAAAAACAGUGGAUAAUUUUGUGGCCUUAGCCACGGGAGAGAAAGGAUUUGGCUACAAAGACAGCAAAUUCCAUCGUGUGAUCAAGGACUUCAUGAUCCAGGGUGGAGACUUUACCCGGGGAGAUGGCACUGGAGGAAAGAGCAUCUAUGGUGAACGCUUCCCCGAUGAGAACUUCAAGCUGAAACACUACAGGCCUGGCUGGGUGAGCAUGGCCAAUGCAGGCAAAGACACCAACGGCUCCCAGUUCUUUAUCACGACCGUUAAGACAGCAUGGCUGGAUGGCAAGCACGUGGUGUUUGGCAAAGUUCUGGAAGGCAUGGAGGUAGUACGGAAGGUGGAGAGCACCAAGACGGACAGUUGGGACAAGCCCCUGAAGGAUGUGACGAUCGCAGACUGUGGCAAGAUCGAGGUGGAGAAGCCCUUUGCCAUCGCCAAGGAGUAGGGCCCCAGGGAUCUCUUUGCGCCACCAUCUGUGCGGCCCUGGUGCCUUCCCGCGGGUGAAGACCGCCCGCCGCAGGGCUCCGUGCUACACUGGCCCCA